CGGCAAAGAUGGCAGGUCAGGAACAGCAGCGUAGGCUCUGCCGAUGUCAGCCCCGCCAAAAGGUCCAUCACCCGUCAAGCACCGGCGCUGAAAGACCCAAGGGAACUCCGCCCCGUCACACGGACGAGUCGAGCUCUCGGAUUUCACUUAGUAACAGCCACCGCUUCCCGGGCGACGUUGCGCGACAAACAACACUGCGCUAUCUAGUGUGUACCUGUCCUGUUGCUAGGCACCGGUGGGGUAAGACAGGGACGUCACAAUCGAAGAGACGACGCGCCCAACAGCAAGCUACGUUCAGCUACACGACCACAACCACCAUACCUCCGAUCCCCGUACCCAUCCCAAGCCAACCAACAUGUCUAACUUCCUCGUCGACCUGUGGGAGUCCAUCUUCACGCCGGGUCCCACGCCCACGCUCCUCGUCGCAACCAACGCCAGCUUCGCCGCCCUGCAGUUCGUCUUCUUCGCCCUGCUCCUCGCCACCUACAGCAUACACUUUGUCAUUCUCUCGAUCCUCUGCGGCGGCCUCUGGUGGGCGAUCAACUGGUUCGCGGGCGAGAUCCGAGCCGCGCAGGCCAUGGAGGAGGAAGCGAAGCGGAUCCGAGAGGCGCGAAGGGAGAAGGAGAAGGGCAAGGCGAAGGGGGGACCGGGAAGCGAGGUGGAAACCAUGGAUACGGGGGAUGACACGGAGGGAGUGGAGACGGAAGUCGAGGACAAGAAUAAGGUCAAGGCGGCCAAACCUGCGCCGCGACGCGCGCCUCGCCCGGAGAUGCAGAGUACAGUGUUUGUCGAGAGGCCGGCCGAGUUCGGAGAGGGACGCGAAUCUACACCUGUACCUAUGGCCCCAGCAGCGGCUGGUACUGCUGCUUCCACUACAGGGGCGAGCACGAGGCUUGCGCCCGUAUCGGACGAUGCGGUGAAGAAGAGGAAGAGUUUGGGGGAAUCGACGGGCGAUGUGAGCACGGAUAGCGAGUGGGAGAAGCUGUCGCAGGACUCUGGGGAGAGAUAGGUGGCCGGACAGACGUUCGACUUGCUUGUCGAUUUGGUUUCCGUCGCGUCUCUGUUGGAAUAGAUCUUGUAUCUGCGCGGGGAGUGUUGUAUUCGAGGCGAGUACCUAUCAGCCCACGCAACCACCAGUGCAAUCCCACGUCGAACAAUACUCUGCUGCCAUCGAGGCCAUAGUUCCUGC
Messenger RNA from Westerdykella ornata, 1189 nucleotides. Its product is annotated as Pkr1-domain-containing protein. The record is from RefSeq and is a predicted model, not a curated record. Gene Ontology annotation, biological process: vacuolar proton-transporting V-type ATPase complex assembly. The coding region runs from base 356 to 1009 and encodes 217 amino acids. Gene Ontology annotation, cellular component: endoplasmic reticulum membrane. The transcript has a single exon. Lineage: Eukaryota; Fungi; Ascomycota; Dothideomycetes; Pleosporales; Sporormiaceae.